This is a messenger RNA of Brassica napus (rape), 1346 nucleotides long. RefSeq names its product secreted RxLR effector protein 161-like. Bases 692 to 1294 code for a protein of 200 amino acids. The record is from RefSeq and is a predicted model, not a curated record. The transcript has a single exon. Lineage: Eukaryota; Viridiplantae; Streptophyta; Magnoliopsida; Brassicales; Brassicaceae.
GAGAAAAAUUAGACUUGCGGUUAAUGGAUGUUGUAACUGCAUACUUAUAUGGGCCACUGGAUAAUGAGAUUUAUAUGAAAGUACUAGAGGGUAUAGAGUUGAAAAACAAAUCGAGUACUCGAGAACAACCCUGUAUAAAAUUGAAUAAGUCACUUUAUGGAUUGAAACAAUCAGGCCGAAUGUGGUACAAUAGGUUAAGUGAGUACCUAGAGAGAGAAGGAUACAAGAAUGAUUUGAUCAGCUCUUGUAUCUUUAUAAAGAAAUUUAGCCAGGGUUUUGUGAUUAUAGCAGUGUAUGUUGAUGAUUUGAAUAUCCUAGGAACCUCUGGAGAGAUCUCCCAAACAGUUGAAUAUCUUAAGAAAGAAUUCGAGAUGAACGAUCUUGGAAAAACAAAGUUUUGUUUGGGAUUACAGCUUGAGUACAUAAGAGAUGGAAUCCUUGUGCAUCAAAUGGCAUAUACAGAAAAAGUACUCAAGAGAUUUAACAUGGCUGAGUCUCACCCCUUAUCUAGCCCCAUGGUCGUGAGGUCUCUCGGCCUGGACACUGAUCCAUUCCGUCCUAAGAUGGACGAUGAAGAUGUCCUUGGUCCCGAAGUGCCAUAUCUCAGUGCCACAGGAGCUUUGAUGUAUCUGGCUAGUCACACACGACCAGAUAUAUGUUUUGCCGUGAAUCUAUUGUCUAGAUUUAGCUCAUGCCAACCCAAAUGCACUGGGACGGGAUUAAACAUAUUCUUCGUUACCUACAAGGAACGAAAGACUUGGGUCUAUUUUAUACAAACCAUAACAAAGAAGGAUUAGUUGGCUUUGCUGAUGCAGGUUAUCUCUCGGAUCCUCACAAUGCUCGAUCACAGACCGGCUACGUCUUUACUCAUGGUGGUACGGCCAUCUCAUGGCGUUCCAUGAAGCAGACAAUCGCGGCCACUUCAUCAAACCAUUCGGAAAUCUUGGCUAUUCACGAGGCCAGCCGCGAGUCUGUGUGGUUACGGUCCAUGACCAACCAUAUCCGAGUUGAUUGUGGGAUGACCGAAGGCAAGGACACACCAACCGUGAUGUAUGAGGACAAUGCAGCUUGCAUUGCUCAGCUUAAGGAUGGCUACAUCAAAGGAGACCGGACGAAGCACAUACUGCCUAAGUUCUUCUUCACGCACGAGCUUCAGAAAGCCGGCAAGGUCCAAGUCGUCCAAAUGCGUUCCAGUGACAACUCAGCCGACCUAUUCACCAAAUCACUUCCUACCUUCACGUUCAGGAAGCUCACGCAUCAGAUUGGGAUGCGUAGACUGAAAGACCUUCAGUGAUGUUCAGAACAGGGAGAGUAAUACGUGUUGUACUCUUUUUUCUUCACCAUAG